AUCUGUCAGUCAGUCAACAAAUUGAAAUAGGUUGGUUCUUGUUUUUUUGGUUGAGUUGUUUAACGUUUUUAUUCUUUGACCAGUAAUUAUACAAACUUAACAAAUACAUUUCAGUGAAAAUAGAAGUUGUUUGUUCACUAUGGUAACUAAUUUUGAUACACUUUGCGGAGAAUUAGAAAAGAAUGAAUUGGAGGCACCAAAUGGCAUUGCGUCUCCCACAACAUAUGGCCAGCUUUUAGCUAUUUAUUUGUAUCAAAAUGAUCUAUGUAAUGCAAAAUUUUUAUGGAAAAGGAUCCCACCAAAUAUACUAAGUAGUAAUCCUGAAAUACCUGCUAUUUGGGCAGUGGGGCAGAAGUUAUGGAAAAAAGAUUUAGCAGGAACAUACCAAGCUCUGGCUGCUUUUACUUGGACAGAACCAGUGUCCAACAUCAUAAGGGCACUUGAAGAGAAAGUCAGAGAGCGUGCCUUCAAUCUGAUCGGACAAUCAUACAGCUCCAUAUCAAUUGAUACUGUGAUAGCAAUGACUGGGCUGUCUAAGGAAGCCGUGUUGCAGGCGUGCCGGGACCGCAAGUGGGAACUUGCAGAAGAUGGAGUCACUGUCAACCCAACACCACCAACUCAGCCUGCGCCACUCCACACAUCCAGCGAAGACCAGCUCUUUAAACUGACCGAAUUUGUUUCCUUCUUAGAAAACUAAGUAAAUUAUUCCAGGUACAAUGCACCAAAACUCCUGCGGAUGUAAGCACGCUGCUAUGAAGAACGAACUGGAAAGAGCGAUCAAGAAAAUAGCGGAAGGAGAUCCGAUACCGUCCUCGCCCAACUGAAGCGCCGUACCGACGAUCACAGCCAUCAUAAUCAUGGCGUACGCUGUCGAUAGUAUUUGUGCCACCAAUAACUGGAAUAUAAUAUAACUUAUUUAUCAAU
Amyelois transitella is the source of this 924-nucleotide messenger RNA. It is a transcript of the gene CSN8, whose product is annotated as COP9 signalosome complex subunit 8. Gene Ontology annotation, cellular component: COP9 signalosome. The transcript is spliced from 5 exons. The record is from RefSeq and is a predicted model, not a curated record. The coding region runs from base 140 to 697 and encodes 185 amino acids. Lineage: Eukaryota; Metazoa; Arthropoda; Insecta; Lepidoptera; Pyralidae. Gene Ontology annotation, biological process: COP9 signalosome assembly; protein deneddylation.